AUGGAGCAAAAAACCGAAAAUUACCGAAAGAAGGUAACAUUUGAUUUGACCUCGGAGAAAAUAUUGAAUCAGCCUGUAAUCUUGAAGAAAUCAAUAUUAAUGCAAAUAGAGCUUCAAGUUUCAAGCGAAAAAUCGAUGCCUCUUCCUGAAGCUCUUACGAAGAACCAUGGUUUACGAAGAGUAGGAUGA
Molecule: messenger RNA, 189 nt
Organism: Priceomyces carsonii
Lineage: Eukaryota; Fungi; Ascomycota; Pichiomycetes; Serinales; Debaryomycetaceae
Exons: 1
Coding region: 1-189 (62 amino acids)
Source: RefSeq, a predicted model, not a curated record